Molecule: messenger RNA, 1790 nt
Organism: Serpula lacrymans var. lacrymans S7.9
Lineage: Eukaryota; Fungi; Basidiomycota; Agaricomycetes; Boletales; Serpulaceae
Exons: 10
Coding region: 97-1674 (525 amino acids)
Biological process (GO): phenylalanyl-tRNA aminoacylation
Cellular component (GO): phenylalanine-tRNA ligase complex; cytoplasm; cytosol
Molecular function (GO): ATP binding; phenylalanine-tRNA ligase activity; tRNA binding
Source: RefSeq, a predicted model, not a curated record
GAUCGACUUUUUGCUUUGACUCGAUUCUAGCAGAUUGUAACACGGAACGAACAUCGCUUGUAAAUCCGCUUUCCUUCAUCAACCAUCACCACAGCGAUGGCGGAGACUUUGCAGCAACUCAUAUUGGACACCUUGGAGUCCUCAUCCACGAUAAAGGACACACGAACACUUGUCAUCCCUGGACAGUCAGACCCUGCAGCAAGUCAGGAUGCUCAAAUCGCCAUUCUUGGAGCGUUAAACUCACUUUUCAGUCGUGAAAUGAUCACGUAUGAUACCCACGAAACACUCUCCCAUGUUCUUACUCCAGAAGGUGCACAACUAGUCCUCGAGGGGUCUCACGAAGCUAGGGUGUGGGCUGCACUUCCUGUCAAAGGAGAAGGUACCCCGGUUACUCCUCUCGAGCUCAAGUCUAGGGUUGGAGACGAGACAGCCAAGGUGGGGCAGGGUCGUGCUUUUAAGAGCGGAUGGAUUGCAAAGGAAGGGAGUGGACUUGUGAAAUCGGCUCUAACCAUUACAGAUACGACACAGCUAGACCUGCGUGAGGUGGAUUCUACUGGGACUCUCCAAAGUGGCGAAAAGGUCCUUGCUGAAUUACGAAAAAGAAAACUUAUCGUCCAACGGAAGGGUCAAUGGUUCUCGGUGCGCAAGGGUGCAAAUUUCAGCACGUCGACGGCAAAGCCUGAGACCGAUCUAACAGUAGAUAUGUUGACUUCGGGAGCGUGGAAGACAUCGACUUUCAAAAAAUACAACUUCGAAGCAGAGGGUAUACCCACUAAUGGAGGUGCACUCCACCCACUCCUCAAAGUUAGAGAGGAGAUUCGAAAUAUCUUCUUGGAGAUGGGGUUCGAAGAGAUGCCGACGAGCGCUUUUGUUGAGUCCGGUUUCUGGUGUUUUGAUGCAUUAUUCGUACCACAACAACAUCCUGCAAGAGACUUGCAGGACACCUUUUACUUAUCAGAUCCAUCUACGUCCCUCGAACCCCCAUCAGACUAUUACAAACGAGUUUCAGAGGUCCACCAGAACGGGGGGUAUGGUUCAUUAGGAUACCGAGCUCCUUGGUCACACGAAGAAUCUCGAAAACUUCUUUUGCGUACGCACACUACGGCCUCCUCUGCUGCGGUGCUUUACAAACUAGCAGGAAAAUGCAGAGGCAAGAAGGUAGACGAUGAAGCUCUUGAUUCUACAACUGGUGGGUCACUGGCUGCGACGGACGACGGAUUCCGUCCGGCCAAAAUGUUCAGUAUCGAUCGGGUGUUCAGAAACGAAACGAUGGAUGCAACGCAUUUGGCUGAAUUCCAUCAGGUGGAGGGAGUCGUUGCCGACCGGAACCUUACACUAGCAGAUCUGAUAGGGUUCAUGAGAGUCUUCUUCAAGAAAAUGGGAAUUGAAAAUCUAAGGUUCAAACCUGCGUUCAACCCCUACACAGAGCCAUCCUUGGAAAUCUUUGCUUUCCAUCCCUACCUGAACAAGUGGGUUGAAAUAGGCAACAGUGGUAUGUUCCGUCCUGAAAUGUUGGAACCGAUGGGUUUGCCAAAGGAUGUACGAGUACUCGGGUGGGGAGUUAGUUUAGAAAGGCCAACCAUGAUUCGUUAUGGUAUUAAUAAUAUCCGAACGCUUGUCGGGCACAAGACAUCGAUCGAGAAUGUUGAGAGCUCCCCUGCUGUCAGGUUCUAAACAAAUAAAUUGUGUAGCAAACUAGACUUUAGGAGGGAUCUUGUAGUGAUAGUCUUGUAUCGUUUAUCAUAGGUGUAUGAGACAGAAGUUUGAAGUCAAGUAUAUGUUCGAUCGGG